Salmo salar (Atlantic salmon) is the source of this 2576-nucleotide messenger RNA. Its product is annotated as guanine nucleotide-binding protein G(s) subunit alpha. Gene Ontology annotation, biological process: sensory perception of chemical stimulus; adenylate cyclase-activating dopamine receptor signaling pathway. NCBI's taxonomy places the organism in Eukaryota, Metazoa, Chordata, Actinopteri, Salmoniformes, Salmonidae. The record is from RefSeq and is a predicted model, not a curated record. Gene Ontology annotation, cellular component: cytoplasm; heterotrimeric G-protein complex. Gene Ontology annotation, molecular function: G-protein beta/gamma-subunit complex binding; GTP binding; GTPase activity.
AGGAGGAGUGGUGAGGGGGAGACUGUGAGGGAGGAGAUGGUGAGGGAGACAGAGGAGGAGGAGUGGUGAGGGAUAGAAAGUGUGUGGGAAUGUGUAUGAGGAAAUGGACACACACAAGUAAUACCCUCAAACAGAACGGUAUAAUAUCAGUUUCCCAGUUUUAUUCUCUCUCACCGAUCUGUGUGACUUCAGUCUUUAUCUCAACCUCUGUUCCCAGGGCAACUGCCUGGAGCCCCACCCUCACCUCCCAGGUCUGGCCACCAGUGGGCUGGAUCAUGACGUUUAACUGUGGGCCCCCACUGCCGAGAACCCCCGCGGGGCUGCCGAGAACCCCCACGUUUUGAUGUGACUGUUGUUGUUCAGGUGAUCAAGAAGACAGUUUCCUGGACAGAAUUGACUCAGUAAGACAAGGAGACUACACUCCCACAGACCAGGACCUGCUACGAUGCAGAGUGUUAACUUCAGGGAUAUUCGAGACGCGAUUCCAAGUAGACAAAGUCAACUUUCAUAUGUUUGAUGUAGGCGGCCAGAGAGACGAAAGGAGAAAAUGGAUCCAGUGCUUUAAUGAUGUGACUGCUAUCAUAUUUGUGGUUGCCAGCAGCAGCUACAACAUGGUCAUAAGGGAGGACAACAACACCAACAGGCUACGGGAAGCCCUGGAUCUCUUCCGCAGUAUCUGGAAUAACAGGUGGUUACGCACUAUAUCGGUCAUCUUGUUUCUGAACAAGCAGGACAUGUUGGCUGAGAAAGUAUUAGCUGGAAAAUCCAAAAUUCAAGACUACUUCCCUGAAUAUGCUCGCUACACCAUACCAAAUGAAGCAACUCCUGAACCUGGUGAAGACCCCAAAGUGACUAGAGCUAAGUUUUUCAUCCGAGACGAGUUCCUGAGGAUCAGCACAGCCAGCGGAGAUGGUAGACACUACUGCUACCCACACUUCACCUGUGCUGUGGACACGGAGAACAUCAGGAGGGUCUUCAACGACUGUCGAGAUAUCAUUCAGAGGAUGCAUCUGAGGCAGUACGAACUCUUGUGAAGGGAUGACGUACACACACACACACACACACACACACACACACACACACACACACACACACACACACACACCCAUCAAGCCUUCUGGGAUUUUAUUCAAACAUUUUGAAUCCUCAACCCUAAAAACUGACCUGCUCCCUUCAACCCCACCCUCUGCCCUGAUGGCGACUACAAAGUACUACUGAGGUGUCAUCCUCUUCCUCUUGUUCGGAGACUGACUGAGGUGUCAUCCUCUUCCUCUUGAUCGGAGACUGACUGAGGUGUCAUCCUCUUCCUCUUGUUCGGAGACUGACUGAGGUGUCAUCCUCUUCCUCUUGUUCGGAGACUGACUGAGGUGUCAUCCUCUUCCUCUUGUUCGGAGACUGACUGAGGUGUCAUCCUCUUCCUCUUGAUCGGAGACUGACUGAGGUGUCAUCCUCUUCCUCUUGAUCGGAGACUGACUGAGGUGUCAUCCUCUUCCUCUUGUUCGGAGACUGACUGAGGUGUCAUCCUCUUCCUCUUGUUCGGAGACUGACUGAGGUGUCAUCCUCUUCCUCUUGUUCGGAGACUGACUGAGGUGUCAUCCUCUUCCUCUUGAUCGGAGACUGACUGAGGUGUCAUCCUCUUCCUCUUGAUCGGAGACUGACUGAGGUGUCAUCCUCUUCCUCUUGUUCGGAGACUGAGUCAUUCCUCCUUUCUACAGACAUGAAGGAAUGGAAGGGAAGUUGUUGCUUUUCUGCCUUGAUUUGUCAUUCCACUAAAGCCUGAGGCUUCCUCCUCCACCUCCUGCACUGUUGGGACAUGUUGUUGGAUUGGACUAGUGGACUGACUGGCUGGCUGACUAGCUGGCUGGGCGGGAGGUGGUGGUGUGUACUGGACUGACUGACUGACUGACUGGCUGACUAGCUGGCUGACUGACUAGCUGGCUGGCUGGCUGGGUGGGAGGUGGUGGUGUGUACUGGACUGACUGACUGACUGGCUGGGUGGUGUGUGGAUCAAUGUGUGUGUGUGUGUGUGUGUGUGUGUGUGUGUGUGUGUGUGUGUGUGUGUGUGUGUGUGUCACCUGUCCCCCAAUCCCUUCCGAAGAAAGAGUGAUAACGGACAGAGAGAGGGAGGAAGAAGAGGAGGAAGAAGAACAGAAAAUGCACUUUGCUUAAUACCUUUUUUGUUGAGGAAGUAUAAACACAAUGUAGCAUCACAAUAUUUAAUACUCUGUCUUACACAGUACCAGUGUUGCAGGUCGACUGAGGGAUGGAGAGACUCAGGCCUCCUGUUGUUUGAGACCCUAAAGGACUGAUACAGAGCAGAGAGAGAGAGAGAGAGAGAGAGAGAGAGAGAGAGAGAGAGAGAGAGAGAGAGAGAGAGAGAGAGAGAACUGGGAGCCAGGAAGGAAACGAUGGAAUGAACAGAUGAACGAACUAAUAAAUGAAGAAAGGAAUGGGACUAAGCCCUCUGCAACUUAUCUCCCGUCGCUGCUUUCUGCCUGGCGUGACGCCGUCCUGGAAGGAACAACUACCCGACACGUUGACCAACAAUCGUUUUAGCUUAGAAGAUCUAUGACUGA